CCUUAAUUAGUCAAAAACAAAUGCAUAUGGUACACUCAUUCAAUCCCAAAUGAACAAUCCGAUCCAAAUGUCCAAAUAAAAAGGGGAGUUCGGAAGGCUCGUAGUAUCCACUUUUGUAUUCGAAGUCUCAACAAUUCAGAAAUGGGAGAAGGAGAGGAAGAUUGCAGGACAAUCCCAGCCAUUGAUCUGAAAAAAUUUCCAGAUGCAGAAGAGUACAGGAAGCUGAGGGAAGCAUCAGAGACAUGGGGAUGCUUCAGGCUUGUGAACCACAUGAUCCCACCGGCUCUGAUGUCAGAGAUGAAAUCAGUGGUCAGAUCUUUGCUGGACCUGCCCAUGGAGAUCAAGAAGCAGAACAAGGAUGUGAUAGCGGGCAGUGGGUACAUGGCUCCCAGCAAAGUCAACCCUCUCUACGAAGCUUUGGGGCUCUACGACUUGGGAUCGGGUCAGGCUGUCGACAGCUUUUGCUCUCAGUUGAAUGCUUCUUCCUACCAGAGAGAGGUGAUAGAGAAGUAUGCGCAAGCAGUGUAUGAGCAGAUUGCGGACAUAGGAAAAAGGUUGGCAGAGAGUUUAGGGUUGGCUGAUAGUGAUUAUCUCAAAGGGUGGCCCUGCCAGUUCAGGAUAAACAAGUACAACUUCACUCCUGAAUCAGUUGGAUCCUCUGGUGUACAAUUACACACAGACUCAGGAUUUCUAACCAUUCUUCAAGACGAUGAAGAUGUCGGUGGUUUGGAAGUGAUGGACAAAUCCGGCGCCUUUGUAGCCGUUGAUCCUUGCCCAGGCACUCUCCUUGUUAAUCUCGGAGAUGUUGCUAAGGCAUGGAGCAAUGGGAGGUUGUGCAAUGUGAAGCAUAGAGUACAAUGCAGGGAGGCAACAAUUCGAAUUUCGAUCGCUACAUUCCUCUUGGGACCGAGGGAGAAAGAGGUAGUGGAAGCUCCACCGGAAUUUGUGGAUUCCGAGCACCCUCGACUUUACGUUCCUUUUAGUUACGAAGACUACAGAAAGCUCAGACUCUCCACAAAACUGCAAGCUGGUGAAGCCCUUGCACUCGUACGCACCCCCUCCUAAGUUUGCUGAUGUGGCACCAGAGAGAAAUGAGCCUAAUGCCAAAAUAAACUAUAUUACAGAUCAUAUAAUAUCUUGAAAUAAGUAACUUCAUAUUAAGUUGUUGCCUAAUUGAACAGGUUAAACCAGAUUUGUUCAGAUAAUCUCUCUGUUCCUUCUGGUUCUACUUUCUAGUGGAGAUUUCUUCAGAAUUACAAUUUUGUUAAGAUCUUAGAGUAGUCAAUCAACCCAGCAAUUUGGUUCUAAGGGGAGAAAACCUAUGGUGUCGGUAGGAUAUUUUUUCUUGAGUCUACAACGUGCAUUAUGUAAACAUGACGUGAUGAAUGUGAUAGGCACAAGAAAAUAUAACU
Malus domestica (apple) is the source of this 1412-nucleotide messenger RNA. RefSeq names its product 2-oxoglutarate-dependent dioxygenase DAO-like. The record is from RefSeq and is a predicted model, not a curated record. Gene Ontology annotation, molecular function: 2-oxoglutarate-dependent dioxygenase activity. Lineage: Eukaryota; Viridiplantae; Streptophyta; Magnoliopsida; Rosales; Rosaceae.